Messenger RNA from Rotaria sp. Silwood1, 1948 nucleotides. NCBI's taxonomy places the organism in Eukaryota, Metazoa, Rotifera, Eurotatoria, Philodinida, Philodinidae. The record is from the annotation of a GenBank genome assembly.
AUUGUUAGCGGUUCCGAUUUCUAAAAAAUAUUGAGAUCAUUAAAACCAAUGGGUUUACAGCUUUCAAAAGGGUGUGACUUGGAUAUGUUCAUUUUUAUGUAAUAAUCUAACUGUUAGAUAUAUAUAAGCUCUAACGCAUAACAUAGUCAAACGCAAAAGCUUAUGAAAUACAUGUACAUAAAGGUAUCCUAAUAGUAUGACGUGUAUGACAAAGCGUUGCAUAAUACAACUAUAUUCCUUUUUACAUGCAUGCAAUUUUACAUAAGUGCAUGCUUAAUUUUCUGACUGUAUACAAUACGUGCAAGACAAUUUUUUGAAUAGUUAAAAAUGAACCGCAUGUAGCACAGAUAUAUGAGUACUCAGGAAGUUUUUUUUUAGAGAUAAAAUUAAAAUACAUAUACUUUACUCAAUAAGACGAACUUUUUCACGAUUUGACCAUGUCUUUGCAGUAGAAGUGCAAUCAUAACUGAAAGAUAUAAUGAUUAUUUAAUAAUUGUUAGACAUCUAUCAACAUCAAUACUAAUCAUGCCAGUACAGAAUGAGUUUGUUAAUAGUUUUCGUAAAUACAAAUCUUUUACAUUGACAUGCAGAAUUAAAUGAAACUCUAGCCGUCUUGUAGGUACAUGUCAAUCACACUUCGAUAUUUACAUGUGAAUGAUGUAUCUUGCAUAAAAAUGUGAGAAUUUUGCAUGCAACUAUUGACAAGGAUAAGAGUCAUGUAGGGUCUCACAUCUUCUUCCCUCAAAUAGUUAGAAGAUUGUAUGUUCCUGCAUAUGUUAUUGUCUUAUAAUUAUGUUCAAAAAUUAUAGAUAUUUCAAAUAGUUGACAUAUUCAUGCAUGAAAUAUCAUGAAUUGAAAAAUAUUUUGUAAGUAAAUGAGAGUUUCUGAAAAUUUCUUGUAAAUAAACGGAUUUUUUAAUCUUUGGCGUUUGAAUGAGAACACUAUGCGUUUAAGCAUCGAAAUAACUACAUUAGAUAGAAGAUACUUUUAACAAACUGUAUGAAAAAUUUAAACCACUAAAGGCAGCUAUAAGUUUUUGACUUGAUGACGAAAUAUGUCUAUGAUUGUACAAGAAGAGUUUCUAUACAAAUCUAUACGUAUCUCGUUAUGAAAUCAAAAGUUUAUACAAAACCUAUGGUUACCGUUGUAUUAUAUGUACAUAGCCCAUUUGUUGUCAUCACUUGUUAAUGGAUUUUUCGUAGCAAAUUUCUUUUCAUACUGAAACAAAACUAUAUUUAUCUAGCCACUCUUACGAGGGCACAUUCUAAUACAUGUCAAUCGAACUGUUCGAAAAUUGGUCGCUGAACGCGAUUCUUCUGUUUCAUUUUUUUUUGCAACUGAGCACAUGAAUAUAUCUAAACUUUUAAAAAAUGUUAGUUUUCAGUCAAAAUGACAUCUCCUUAUUAUCGUGAGCGUGAUCAAAUCAUCACUAUCAGCUAAAUCAAUUCUUGUCUUUUAGUUUUCGAGUUUGAUUAUUUAUUAUGGUUAAGUUUUUUUAGUCCAAAAAAUGAUCCCAUCGAGAACCAGAAAUCUAUUUCUGUAUUCUUCAAUACAAAAAAAAAACUAACUGUGAGCUAUUUUAAUUACAGAUGAUGCUGGAAUGGAUAUUUGGGGUGGUGAAAAUUUAGAACUAUCUUUUCGCAUAUGGAUGUGUGGUGGCACUCUGGUGAUUUCUCCUUGUUCUCAUGUUGGUCAUAUAUUUCGAAAACGAUCUCCAUAUAAAUGGUCAGAUGAGGUAAAUGUUGUUCGCAAAAAUUCUGUUCGACUUGCUGAAGUUUGGCUUGAUGAAUACAAAAAAUAUUAUUAUCAAAGAAUAAAUAAUAAUUUGGGUAAUUACGGUGAUAUUACAUCACGUAAAUUACUUCGAGAAAAACUACAAUGUAAAUCAUUUAAAUGGUAUGUAACUGAGAUCUAUCCAGAGUUAUCUCUUCCAGAAGAUACAAAAACU